AUGGAGAAUACUGUAGCGCAGGCUUUAUAUGUCGUAAAGUGCAUGUACCUGUUGGUGUCGGCAUGGCAGAUCCGUAACGGCUACCCACAGCUCUGCACUGGUAACCUCCUAACCCAUGCCUAUGGAUUGGCAAAUAUGAUUUUCUUCAAAAUAUUCAUGCUGAUUCCGUUCCUCUUCGAACUCCGCACAGCAAUUGAUUGGACCUGGACCGACACAUCGAUGCCAUUAUUCGAUUUCUUCAACAUGGAAAAUUUCUAUGCUGUCAUUUAUAACUUGAAAUGUGCACGGCAGUUUGAGCAGAGUUACCCAUCGCCACGAGGAGAACCAAAAGGUGUCAUCGUUAAAUACAUGAUGGGAUUGCCAAUGAUUCUGCUCAUCAUUUUCCUGGUUUGGUGUCCGUUACUGGCGUUCUCAUUGAUGAAUCGGAUAGGUGAUAUUUCGAUUCCUGACCGAGUACGGCUAACAAUGUCGCUGGAAGGUUACCCGCCCCUGUAUGAGAUUGAAGCCCAAGGAUCCGAACUGCGUCCCAUGACAUCUGACGAGUUGAAGUAUUUGACCGAUACAAUGAGUCGAAGGUAUUUCCCAUCUACGAACAGUACCGAUUCAAUGAAGCGGUCACGUGAUAGUGUAUCGUUUUUGAAAGAGUAUCUCAACCAGGCGAUUAUACGAGUGGUCAAUUUCCGUCCCGAAUCUGAAGUACCGUGGGGAAUUUCAGAGGCGUCUCGUAAUGCAUUGAUUGAACAGCUGAGCGGCAACUCUUCGAUAAACUUCAUUGUCGCUGUCGAGUUCUCUCGGCCAUAUGACGUGAAGAAGAAGGAUGUACAGAAACACGCUACCCAGUGGUCUAUUGAAAUCGAACCAAACAGCGAACUGCGCUCGGAAUGGAAUCAAAUCCUGCAGAGCCAAGGCGCAGGCCAAACGAUAUCAUUACCGGAAGCGUUCCCGAGCUAUUUGCUGGUACCGAACGAAGGCGCAGUCACUAUUCCAACACCUAUUGUAUCAGCGAUUCAAUACAAUCAAGACAAUUACCAACGUCCGAAAAAUGCAUCCGACCGUGAUUGGUUCGAUACCGUUAAACUGUCAUUGGUGAAUUCAACAACAGGGAAUGUGUGGGUCGCGCAGACGGAACAUCCAUCUCAGUACACAAACGUCUACUUCAACGCGUCCAAAAUCACUUAUGGAACGGAUCGUGAGCGCACCUACGUACAAACCAUAGCGUUUGUCGACAAAGCGUUCCCGUCAUUUUUCGCCAAAUAUCUGCAAGGAGGUGUGAUUGCGAUGUACAUCUCGUUGGUGAUCGUUGUGGGUCGUUUGAUUCGAGCAUUGUUCACUCAUUCACCGACGGAAGUGAUGAUAACAGAAAUUCCAAAUCCGGACUUCUUACUGAAGAUCUGUCUCGACAUCUACCUUGUCAGGGAGGCUAAGGACUUCUUCCUAGAACAGGACCUAUUUGCCAAAUUGAUCUUCCUGUUCCGAUCACCUGCGACCCUGAUUCAAUGGACGAGGAUGAAGACCAAAAGAGACUGA
Messenger RNA from Ostertagia ostertagi, 1527 nucleotides. The record is from the annotation of a GenBank genome assembly. NCBI's taxonomy places the organism in Eukaryota, Metazoa, Nematoda, Chromadorea, Rhabditida, Trichostrongylidae.